AUGGAGGUCAUGUCAUCCAUAGCCGUGCUCCUACUCCUCUCCUGCUCGCUCACGGCGGCGACGGCGCCGGCCGGCACGAUUGAGCGCGUGUCCAAGCAGCAGAUCCUGGCGAGCAUCCCACCAGGAGGGCACGCCAGCCCGCCCGUGCUGUUCCUCACGUCUCCCUCUGGCAAGUACGCGGCCUACUUCGUGCGCACCCACACCGCGCCAGGCGCCGGCGGGCUUGGCGCCGACUUCUGCUACGUCGAGGUGAUGGCCGGUGGUGAGGGCGAAGGCGGUAGCGCUGCCCACGCGAGCGCGUGGGAGUCGGAGUGCCGGCCGGUGAGCACGGUCAACACGUGCACCCUGCUCUUCUCGUGGCACGGGCUGGAGGUGUUCGACGGGGCCGAGGAGGUGUGGCACGGCGAGACCAACACCGACGGGACCAACUUCCUCCAGACGCUCGAGAUCGUCGACGACGGCGACAUGCGCGUCCGCGACAAGGACGGCGAACUCGCGUGGCGCGCCAGCGACGAGCCCCGCCACGCGCAGCACUGCGGCGCGCCGGGGUCCCCGGGCCUCGCGGCCGCGCUGCCGCCCUUCGCCGAGCCCAUUGGCGCGCACAGCAGCAACCUGCCCUUCGGCCAGGUGGAGGGCGGCAACGGCCACGCGGCCGAGCUACCGCAGGCGGCGGAGCUCGGGGACGGGGUUGCUCCAGGGGCCGGAGCCUUUGCCGGCGUAGGAGGAGUUGCCCCGGGAGCAGGCGGCUUGGGCGACGGGUACGGCUACGGCAUUGCACCAACGGCGGGAGGCGGCGGAGGUGUUGCCGCGGGGACAGGAGGAGGACCCUUGGGUGACGGCUACGGGAUUGCACCGGGCGCCGGGACAGGAGCCUUCGAUGGUACCGGGGACAUGGGCGGACAGGGUGCAGCCGCGACGGCGGCGGGGGCUGCGGGCGGUGUGGCCGGAGCGGCAGCGUUCGGCAGCCAGCCGCUGGUGGACAACAGCCCCUACGACAGCGGAGCCUACAAGGGCAGCCGUGGGGCCCGUCUCGCGGCGAUUGGAACCGUGGUUUUCGUCGGUGCCAUUGCCGUGGGUUUCUGA
Molecule: messenger RNA, 1083 nt
Organism: Triticum turgidum subsp. durum (durum wheat)
Lineage: Eukaryota; Viridiplantae; Streptophyta; Magnoliopsida; Poales; Poaceae
Source: the annotation of a GenBank genome assembly